Molecule: messenger RNA, 3782 nt
Organism: Carassius auratus (goldfish)
Lineage: Eukaryota; Metazoa; Chordata; Actinopteri; Cypriniformes; Cyprinidae
Product: complement C3-like
Exons: 29
Coding region: 86-3469 (1127 amino acids)
Cellular component (GO): extracellular region
Molecular function (GO): protein binding; endopeptidase inhibitor activity
Source: RefSeq, a predicted model, not a curated record
AAGUAAAGGUCAGAUCAUUCAAGCAGACAGGUUUAUACGAAGAGGACAAUCUCUAGUGUCUCUGUCUCUGCCUGUAACCAAAGACAUGGUGCCAUCCUUCCGCUUUGUGGCUUAUUAUCAUGUGGGAUCGUCUGAGGUGGUGUCUGAUUCAGUCUGGGUUGACGUGAAGGACACAUGCAUGGGAACGCUUAAAGUGGAAGUUCACGAUCCGGUCGAUGUGUAUGAGCCAGGUAAAGACUUUAGCCUAAGCAUAACAGGAGAUCCUGGGGCUAAAGUUGGGUUGGUGGCUGUGGAUAAAGGUGUCUAUGUUCUGAACAAUAAGAACAGGAUAACUCAAACAAAGAUCUGGGAUGUUGUUGAGUCACAUGACAUUGGCUGCACAGCAGGAAGUGGAAAAGACAGCAUGCAAGUCUUCAGCGAUGCCGGCCUGCUGUUUGAGUCCAGCUCUGCUGGAGGCACUGAUGUCAGGACAAAUAAUCAAUGCCAAUCUUCAUCACAAAGAAAAAGACGAGAUAUAACCUCAAUAGUUCUUCUGCGUUCUCUAUCGAACAAAUACUCUGGCAUUGAGAAAGAAUGCUGUUUGGAUGGAUUGAAGAAUAUUGAGGAUUUGAGCAUCACCUGUCAGUAUCGGGCAUCUUUCAUUGUGGAUGGAGAGGAGUGCAGACAGGCUUUCCUGCACUGCUGCAAUGUGAUAGCCGACCAUCGCGUAAAGUCAGUUGAAGAACAGAUUCUAGCCCGCAGUGAAUGCGAGGAGUUUGUCAAUUCGGAUGACAUUGUGACACGUUCACUCUUCCCUGAAAGUUGGCUUUGGGAGGAACUGGUUUUGCCCAAAUGUUCCUCAAUGAACCGCCAGUGUCAAACAACCACCUUACCCAGGAAUGGACUCAAGCUGAAAGACUCUAUAACAACCUGGGAAAUUACAGCCAUCAGCUUGUCCAGCACUCAUGGUAUCUGUGUGGCAGAUGUCCAUGAGAUGACAGUGGUGAAAAACUUCUUUAUUGACCUAAAGCUGCCAUAUUCAGCUGUGCGCAACGAGCAAAUUGAAAUCAAGGCCAUUAUCCACAACUUGUACAGCAAAAAAUUAAAGGUACGCGUGGAACUGAUGGAAACCAAAGACAUCUGCAGCCCGGCUAGCAAGCGGGGAAAGUUCUCUACCACUGUGACAGUAGAUGCCAAAUCAUCAUACUCUGUACCUUUUGUGAUCGUGCCAUUAGCUUUUGGACGCCACGCCAUUGAAGUGAAGGCAGCUGCUGCAGGACGUGGCAGUGAUGGAGUGAAGAAAGAUCUCCUAGUGGUGUCUGAAGGUGUUUUGACCAAACUUAAUGAAAAUCUACAAUUCAGUCCUUCUAAGAAAGGUGGUGAACAUUUAGAGGUUAUCAAGAGCCUUAUAUUGAGGGACCAGGCGCCCAACACACCUGCAAACACAUAUGUAUCUGCAAUAGGAGAUACAAUCAGUAUAACAAUAGAGAAGGCUAUUAGUGGUCAGGCCAUGGGUUCCUUGAUUAUCCUGCCUGGUGGCUGUGGGGAGCAGAACAUGGUUGGCCUAACAUUGCCUGUCAUUGCAACACAUUACUUGGACAAAACUAAACAGUGGCAUACAGUGAAGGCUGGGCUUAGAGAGACAGCUGCUAUGUACAUCAUGAGAGGUUACAAUCAACAGCUGGCAUAUCGUAAAAGUGAUGGGUCCUAUGCUGCAUAUUUAAGUCGUCCAAGUAGCACCUGGCUGACAGCAUAUGUUGCUAAAGUAUUUGCCAUGGCCAGUAACAUUGUAAACAUCGAGCGCAAUGUGAUCUGCUCUGCUCUCAAGUGGCUCAUACUGAAUAAGCAGUUACCUGAUGGUGUUUUCAGAGAAGAUGCCCCAGUAAUUACGGGAGGAAUGACUGGGAAUGUACAUGGGGAAAAUUCUCAAGCAUCCAUGACUGCUUUUGUGCUCAUUGCCCUGCAGGUGGGGAAAGCCCUUUGUGUCGACCAAAUCUCAAGUCUUGACAGUAGCAUAAAUAAAGCCAUUGUAUACCUCAAAUCUCAGUUUCAUGGUCUGACAAAUCCUUACGCAGUGGCAAUGACAUCGUAUGCUCUUGCCAAUGGAAAUUCACUUGACAAACAAGUCCUACUGAGAAAAGCCUCUGCAGAUGGAAGUCACUAUCCUGUCCCUGGAAGCAAUAGCUUUACUUUAGAGGCUUCGGCCUAUGCACUUUUGGCUCUCGUAAGAGCUCAAGACUUCCAGAGUGCAGCUCCUAUCGUAAACUGGCUCAAUGACCAGAGGCAGUACAACGGAGGAUAUGGCACGACUCAGGCCACCAUCAUGGUGUUUCAGGCUGUAGCAGAGUACAGGAUUCAAGUGAAAGAUAUGAGGCAGUUGGACCUGGAGAUGACGAUCCGAGUCGAUGGCAGCCGGCAGCCGAUUGUGUGGAAGUUCAGCAAAGAUGAAUCUUAUCUGGCACAAACAGAAAAGAUUUCAUCCAACAGGCAAAUCACAAUCAGUGCUAAGGGUUCUGGAGAGGCCUCUGUAACUGUUGUGACUGAGUACUAUGCAAAACCAAAAGAAAGCAAAACCACUUGCAAAAACUUUGAGCUUGCUUUGGCUUUAGAAAGGGCUAAUACAGUAACAUAUCAAGGAGCAACUGAGAGUUACAGACUCAUUAUCAGUACCAGAUAUCUGUCUGCUGACAGAGAUGCCACCAUGUCUAUAUUGGACAUAUCAUUACUGACAGGAUUUGUUGUGGAUGAGAAUGAUCUUAAGGCGUUGUCAAUUGGACAUGACAGGAUGAUUCAGAAAUUUGAGAUGAACAAGCAGCUUUCAGAGCGAGGAUCCCUCAUCCUCUACCUGGACAAGAUUUCUCAUACCAGGGAAGACAGGAUUUCAUUCCGGCUGCACAGAAUAAUGAAUGGAGGCUUCCUUCAACCAGCAGCUGUCACUGUAUAUGAAUACUACUCCUUAGAAAAUCGCUGUGUGAGGUUUUAUCAUCCAACCAGGAAGGAGGGAGCUGUUCAGAAAAUCUGUAAGAAUGAUGUCUGUCAGUGUGCCGAAGAAAACUGCAGCCUUCAAAAGAAGGAGAAAAUUCUUGAGGCUCAUCGCAAUACGAAAGCCUGUGAUCCUAAAAUAUAUUACGUUUAUAAAGCUGUCAUUUUGAGAGAACGUGAGGAUGAAUUAACAGUCUAUUACGAUGUGAGGAUUGAACUUGCCCUCAAAACAGGUCCAGAAAUCAACGUGGAGGGUGAGGAGCGUACCUUCUCCUUACAGAUGUCUUGCAAAGAAGCUUUGAAUAUGAAGCGAGGUGAGAGCUAUCUGAUCAUGGGCCUGGCUGAUGAUGUCCAAAUUGUGGGCAGAAUUGGUCAGUAUGCUCUGGGAGAGAGGACGUGGUUGGAGUUCUGGCCCAGUUUGGAGGAGAGCAAGACUAGCGCAGAACUCAAAGAAAAAUAUAACGGAAUGUUGAGUCUCCAGCAGGAUCUGCGCUUCGGCUGCAGCUAAUGAGUCAAAUGCUAGAUUAUUGCUUUGAGAUGCUCAGUGACUAAACGAAACAUUAUAAAACAGAAAAUCAGUCUAGCUUCAUUUUCAACUUUAAAUGUAUGUUACAUAUGAGUUGUGAGUCCAUUUUGACUAUUGCUUUUUUCCUGCAAUUAUCCUGUUAUUCGGUGAUGAAUUAAUGUAUACUUAAGCAGUUGCUACACCACCAUCAUUAAGGUGUUGGGAUAUAUGUAUGUCUAAGCAAAUUUCCAUAAUAAAUAUGGUUAAGCAAUAUCCUCUGUUCUGAUCAUCCCCUUAUUUACUAUUCCAAAAAAAA